AUGUCAGGUAAUGGAAUUCCACGCAACUGCGAUCAAGAAAAUGACCAUAAACGACGCGAAUUCCUCACAUCAGCCCACUCGCUCAAUUACCCGGCCGCCGAAAAAGAAAAUUCCUCAUUCUUCCGGUUCAAGAAUCUCCAACAAAAAACUAAUCUCAGUUCGAGAACUAUCAUAAAAAAUGUCCUCAACUUCACGCACUCAAGAAUACGAGACUUGUGA
This is a messenger RNA of Leptosia nina, 219 nucleotides long. The record is from the annotation of a GenBank genome assembly. Lineage: Eukaryota; Metazoa; Arthropoda; Insecta; Lepidoptera; Pieridae.